AUGCUCCCUGGCUGGCUGCGGGAGGAGGUGGUGACUGCGUCCUUGCUAGAAGCCCUUACCUGUUUUUGGGAACAUAAUAGAGCCCACCCUGACAAGGAUCUUUAUACCUCUCGCAUACCCACUGUUCCAGAUGGUUUAGUGCCCUUCUUUUGGAGUUUGCCUCUAACGCCAUUGACAACGGCCCAGGUGGCCAAGUUAGAUGCCCCCUUUUCUGGUGAGGAACUUUCUUUAUCUAUUGCUUCUUUGCAGUUGGGGAAAACUCCGGGACUGGAUGGCAUGAUUGGAGACUGGAACUAUGUGACCACUAUUAUCUCCCAGUUUCGGUACUUCCAGCAGAGACAUGCGGUGAGGGCGCAGUUUGGCUCUCUUGGCGUGACUCCAGUCUUUUCUGAUGUGGAGCUGCUUCUGGGUACCACUGACCUCCCUAAACCCCUGACUCAGGGAUAUGCAUUGGUACAGUCGGCAGGUCCAAAUCCGUUUGAGUUGGCUUUUGUUAAAUGGGUGGGGGAUAUUCCUGAUUUGACAGACGGACAAAGGCGAGAAGUGACAAAAACCUUUUACCCCACGGUGAUGGAUGCACAAAGAAACAGUAAAAGUACAAUUUGGGACUAUUUUAGUGAACCCUUCCCAGGACAGGCAAUGUGCAACACAUGCAAAACCAAUGUGAGCAUGGGAUCUGCAACUGCAAAAACAACGAAUACAUCCAAUCUUUGGACCCAUCUAAGAAUUCAUCAUGUUGAAUUAUUUAAUGGAGCACGGAAAACAAAUGAAAAGGAAUCAUGUGAAACACCAACUCUAUUCCAGACAAACAUAAAAGACCUAUUUCAGAAACGCACAAAGUGGCAAAAGUCCGAUGAAAGAUCCCAACUUCUGGACAGGGCAAUCACAGAGAUGAUGGUUACGGAUAACCAGUCAUUUACAAUGGUGUCUGACUCUGGCUUUAAGCGCUUGAUGUCCAUAGUUGAGCCAAGGUACACACUGAAAAAUGAAAAGUUUUACAGAACCGAAAUGCUGCCAAAGAUUCAUCAGAAGGUGAUUCAGAAAGUAAAAACAAUAUUACAACCAGAGAACGCCGGUAAUUCACUCUCAUUCACUACGGACUGCUGGUCCGGAUCAACAGAAUCACUAAUGAGUCUUACGUGUCACUUCAUUGAUAAUGGAUGGACAAAAAGGCAGUUGGUUUUGAACACAAAGGUGAUGCAAGGAUCCCACACUGGCGAGUACAUCAAAGAAAUGUUUCUAGGCAUGCUUGAUGACUGGGGGAUAAGCAAAGAUAGAGUGCUGCUUGUGCUUCGAGACAGCGGAGCAAACAUGGUGAAAGGAAUGAGGCUUACUGAAGUGUCAGAUCUCAGCUGCAUGGCACACACCCUGCAACUUGUAGUAAAUGAUGGUCUGUCAAGACAGAGAACUGUGAUCGACAUAAUUGCCAUGCUAAAGAAGUGCGCAAGUCAUUUCCACCAUUCAUUCAUUGCCAAGCACCGACUGAGGUGCAUUCAGUCAGACCUUGGCCUGCCCAAAAGCAGCCUGAUUCAGGCUGUUCCAACAAGGUGGAUCCACAUGUUACAAAGAAUGCUGGGACAAAAGCGAGCUCUUAGCAUCUAUGCUGGUGAGCAUGGAGGCUAUUCUUGCCCUAAUGCUGAUCAGUGGGAGAUUGUAGCAAAUCUUAUUCAGACCCUCCUCCCAAUAGAGGAAGUGACCCUAGAGGUUAUCCAUUACGACUCAAGUGUGUCAACAGUUAUUCCAUGUGUGAGAGUGCUGAAGAUGCUUCUUCAAGAGAAUGAAGGGCCCACUACACGUGGAAUUAAAACACUCAGGGAGGUUAUGAACGAAAGCCUCAACAAACGUUUUUUGAAGUAUGAAGAGAAUAUAAACGUAGUGUUGGCAUGUCUUUUAGAUCCCCGAUUCAAACAUCAUGCUUUCUUUUCUGAUAAUGUAUUGGCCAAGGCAAAAAAAUGGCUGACAGAAGAUAAUAUGCAAAAGGAGCAAGAUGAUGAUGCAACAGAAACCUACAAAUUCCCAAAAAGGAAACACAUGGAAAAAAACAAAAUUGAUGCCAUGUUCAGCGUUUUAUUGGGGCCUCAUGUAGGGGAUUCUCUAACUUCACCAAAAGUCAGCCUUGACAAUGAGCUUAAUCUUUAUUUAAAAGAGCCAGUGAUCAAUAGAAAGGGCAAUCCACUUGAGUGGUGGAAAGAAAAUGAGACACGCUUUAAAACCCUUGCUUCUUAUGCCAGAAGAUACCUUUGCUCUCCACCCUCCUCUGUACCUAGUGAGCGUGUUUUCAGUGACGUGUCAGCAAUUUAUGAAAGAAACAGAAGCCGUUUAACAGGAGAACAUGCAGAAAUGUUGUGCUUUCUGCACUACAAUGUACUCCUUCUCAACUGGAAUUAUUGAAGAAAUUCUAAAGUUUUAGAUUACUUUAGCAUACUUUUCAUAAAAAUGUUAUUUAAUGUCUGUCUUAACUCUUUUGUGUAACCUUGAAGCUGGAUAGCAGGUUAACAUGGCUUGGCAUUCGCUGAAUGAUCUGGGUUGCUCAGGAACUGGUCCUGUGUGUAGUGCCCACUACUAUUUCCUCUGCUCCCCAAGACCAAUACCUGUAUGAUUGUCUAGCCUUAUAGGUUAUGCUACCUAUCGUUACUCAGCUAGAAAGCUUAAGUUACUCAACAUUUAUCUUGUUUUAAAUGUAAUAUUCUUUAGUAUAUGCAUUAAACCAUGUGUUUAAAUUACUUUAAAUUGACACUAAGGCUAAGCAGUUAGGCAACAAAACAAAUGUAGCUUAAAGGGGUA
Messenger RNA from Hyla sarda, 2784 nucleotides. Its product is annotated as zinc finger BED domain-containing protein 4-like. Gene Ontology annotation, molecular function: protein dimerization activity; DNA binding. The record is from RefSeq and is a predicted model, not a curated record. Lineage: Eukaryota; Metazoa; Chordata; Amphibia; Anura; Hylidae.